AGGGAACCGGAAAGAUAGAGAUUGGGAUAUUUUAGUUGGAAAUGAUAUUCCUGAUUUAGAAGCUGUCAGAUGGAUGAUUAGAACUGCAUUUGAUUUCAACAUUGUUGUCAAUUUUGGAAUUCAGAUUUGCUAUUUAGAAAAAGUACUAGUAUUGUCUGUUACUUGCAAAGAUAGGAAGAUUUCAUGGAUGACUUUGCAGGAAAAUCAAAACUAUCAAGCGGAAGUGCCAUACCGGAAACUUCAGUAGAAAGUUGUGACAUUGAAUUAUUCAAUGAUAAUACAACUAGUGAUUCCACAUCAAUUGAUGAUGUUAUAAGAAAGACAUCAUUACUAGAUUUACAGGACAGUUCGAUCGAUUUCAAUCAGGAGAGUCAUCAGUAUUCAAUAUCAAACUCACCCUUACCUCACCUUUCUAAAGUAAUGAGCCCUGGCCUUUUUUCAAGUCCAAUUCAAGAGUCUACAUCUAAAGUGUUACCCAAGCAAUUACGACAUAAGCAAAUACUAACACUAAGACGACAGAGACGUUUUGGUAGUAGUUGUAAUGGGUCUUUCAUUCCUCGGCAUUUCACAAAAAUCAUUAAGAGUCCUCCCAAAACGCAGCUUGUUAAACGACAAAAAAAAAUAUAUAAAAUUUUUAGUACUUCGGUUGCACCUUGUCCAUCACCUACUCAAAAAUUCAAUGACUCACUCUUGUUUCGUUUGAGUGGGAUCUCGAUGAGUCCUUCAACACCAAUUGCAUGGAUGACACAAAGUCCGAUAGAAUGGGGUGCAGUUUGUACAUCAGGCUCUUUCUUCUCAACAAAGAAGUCUUGUACUUCAAAUGAUGCCAAAAACUCAAGCCAUACGGACAGUGUGUUAUCAUCUACCAAGAAUUGCAAGAAUGAAACAGAGUGUGUCAAAACGCCUGAUUCCGGCAAUGCCAAAGAAAAUUCUAAACCAAGAUUAUUGGUUUCAAAUGAUACCUGCCCACCUGACAAGUUAUAUUUUUGGCAUGAAGAUGGCUCAGAGCUAAUCACUGAUGAAAAACUUGGUUGUGGAGGAUUUGGACAAGUGUUUGAAGGAACCUAUCGUGGUAAAAAAGUCGCAAUCAAGAAAAUGAAAUCAGAGUUUCAGCACAAGAAAGCAGUGUUUGAAAAUUUUGUUGGAGAAUUAUUUUCACUUAGAUUGAGUCAUCCAAAUCUUGUUCGUUCAUUGGUUCUGGUACAACCUCCAAAUUCACCUAUGACCCCUGGGUCGAAAGGUCAAAGUUUUCUUGUCAUGGAGCAUGCUGGUACCAAAAACUUGUUACAAAUCAUCAAUGACUUAGCUGAAGAGAUUACAGUAAAAAGGCGCAAAAACAUUUGUAUUGAUAUUUUAGAAGGAUUGACAUAUUUACAUGAUAAAGGUUUAGCCCAUUUAGAUUUGAAACCAGGAAAUAUAGUUGUUACAUCACAAGGAACUUGUAAGAUCUGUGAUUUUGGUUCUUGCAAGCUCGUUAAAAUGACUUCAAAAACUUUUAGCGUCAAUUCAACAAUUUCAUUUAAUAGUGAAUCUUGCACACCAUCCACAGCUGAUUCUGGAUUCUCGUCUGUCAACACAAGUGGAAAAAUAAAGCAAGAAUCUUUGCUUAUGGGUACUUUGAUGUAUCGUGCUCCAGAACUUUUAAGAGGUCAUCAACCAACUCUGAAAGCAGAUAUUUUUUCAUUUUCUAUUACUGCUUGGCAACUUUGGAAACGCACAAGUCCCUAUCCUGGCCUGCACCAGCAUACAGCUGUGUUUGCUAUUGUCGCUUUUGGCAAGCGACCAGAUAUCUCCAUUGACUCUUUUGAACAGAGCAUAUUCGAUAAAAAGUAUUUAGAUAUGAUUAUAAAGUCUUGGAAUGGUGGUAUCACCCAAAGACCAAGUAGUAGCGAAUUGUUGAGUGAAAUGAAAUCAUUGCCUUUGCAUGAUUAGGUUUCAAAAUUUAUGAUAACUUGGUUUCUGGUAAAUUGUCAUUGUAUAUGGUUUCUAUAAAGUCCUGUAUUAAUGUGGGUGAAGGAACUUUGAUGUGCUUUGUACGACUAAUGGUGGGUGUAAUAAAUGAAGUAAUGAUACCUACGGUAAAUAAAUAUUGAUUAAAAUGAAACAACCUGGUUAGGAUAUAUUCAUAACCAAAUUUUUAUCGUAAUAGAACAACCUACAUUAUUAAUUUGUCUUCUGUCAUAUUCCUUUGUUUUGCUCCUCGAAAUGCAUAUCUAGUGACCCUUUUUUCAAAUAUUUAUGAAAAGCGGAUGUAUAAUCAACUAACAUAAUAAGCAGAUGCUGGCAUGCGUUUUUUGUGUGGUUUUGUAUUUUUGUGACGUACUAUCCUACAAUUUUUGAGUAGAGAGACCUCAUGAAUAUAUAUAUGUAUAUCUUUGUUGUAUAUUUCAGUAGUAUUUUGUGAUUUAUUCCGUUUUGUUCACUUUUGCAAUACAAUCUCGUUUCACAAGAA
Molecule: messenger RNA, 2452 nt
Organism: Styela clava
Lineage: Eukaryota; Metazoa; Chordata; Ascidiacea; Stolidobranchia; Styelidae
Source: RefSeq, a predicted model, not a curated record